This is a messenger RNA of Paramisgurnus dabryanus, 4028 nucleotides long. Its product is annotated as transmembrane protein 132D. The record is from RefSeq and is a predicted model, not a curated record. NCBI's taxonomy places the organism in Eukaryota, Metazoa, Chordata, Actinopteri, Cypriniformes, Cobitidae.
AUGAAGGAUGUGGACUUGUCAGAAGACCCGGGGUCACUGCCCCCCCUCCCUGUUCUUCCAACUGUAAACUAUCAGAUUAUCAAUGCAGACCACCUCCUCCUCAGAGACAUAAGUCAGGACGCCAUGGACAACUCCAGCCUGAGGGCCCAAACCCAACCUUUCAUCCUCACCGGACUGAGUGGCCAGCCAGCCGUAAAUGUCAGCUAUGGUCCAAUAUCUUUGGAACAGUCUAUACCGCUGAAUAUGAUCUACACUGGCCCCAGGAUCCGACCAUUUAUACUGGCCCGUCAAGUACGAUCAUCCGCACCUACCUUAUACCUGCUGUUUUAUGCAACAGGCAGUAGGGGGGAUGCGAGUGAAAAUAUCCCAAAGCAGAGUGAAGGAGGGUGUAUUUGCGUUACGGCGUAUGCCUUUUGGGAAGCCAGGGAGGUCAUGGGUAGCUGCUCCAUUCCUGCAGAUGGCGGUUUUUGCUUGGUGAACUUAAAGCCAGAGGCAGCGUGGUUCAGCCCUGGAGGUGGUAGAUCUAACUUGGAGCAGAGGGGAAAUGUUGCUGACCUUUACUACCAGUCCAGACCAAGUCCUAAUGGUCAGUGUGUCCCUCAAGACAGUAAGCUGAGGCACAGUGAACUGGGACGGCAGAUUUUGGGAUCCGCCAUGAAGAGGAUUGGGACUGUGAACCUUCUGCGUUCUCCUCCGGGAAAUCCCACAUUUAUGCGUUUGCGUCUUGGGGGUGCUGUCAUUAUUCAGACCUCAUCGAAGCCACUGAAGACCACAGACACAGCCACCUUUUACGUCUUCCUGUCAAGUACAUCACCGGUUGAACAUUUUGUACUCAGAGCAACAUCAAGAAAAGGCAUGUCAUUCAGCCGAGCGAGACCCAGUGACGCCAACCUGUGGGACAUCACUCUGGAACCAGGGAGAGGAAGCGAUUCUCAAACCAUUUCGGUGACCUGCCAGAAAAAAGGCACAUUAACUAGUAAAAGGGGUCUUCUAGAGGUCCUGCAGAUGGAUUUUGAGACAGAGGAGCAGAGUGAUCAAUUAGAGAGCCAGAUGGUCACGUGGCGACUGGAGUUGCCUGGAAACAUGAUUCGGGAUGAGGGGACUAUGAAGAUCUACACCAUCCAAAGAGAUUACGUGGGCAUAGCGCCACUGAUCUCGGACACCGAGGUCCUAAACACAGCUGUGCUAACCGGAAAGAAGGUAUCUGUGCCUGUGAAGGUUUUGGGAGUGGAGGCUGACGGCUCCAUCACUGACAUCACCAACUCCUCUCGCUGCAGGUCUUCAGACCAGGAUGUCUUGAAGGUGUCCGAUAGAUGUGAUUUUGUGUAUGUCAGUGGUAAGGAGACACAUGGGAAGGUGAAGAUCAUGGUAAACUUCACCUACAGUUACCUGAGUGCUCAGCUGGAGAUGAGCGUGUGGAUGCCUCGACUCCCGCUGCAGAUCGAGAUGUCCGAUCCAGAGCUCAGUCAGAUCAAAGGCUGGAGGGUUCCUGUGACAGGAAACAAAAGAUUAAGCUGGGACACUGAGGAAGAUGAUGAGAGGAAGGGCCGAGGCUGCAUGUUGCAAUAUCAGCACAGUUUGAUUCGAGUGCUCACGGUGUUCACCGCAGACCCGUCAGAUCCGAGCAGCCCGUCUCCGGCAUACUUCCUUGGCGCCAAUUGGCAGGUGGAUGUGACGCGGCUGGUGCGCUACUUUCUGAAAGUGGGAGAUACGAGCGUGGCACGCCUGCAGUCGGGAAACGUUCUGACGGGCAGGGCUGUGGGUGUCACCACUGUGCAGGUGACGUCCCCGUUGUCAGACUCAGUUUUGGCUGAGAGGAUGGUCCGGGUUCUGGAUGAUAAAGUCAGUAUUACCGAGUUGGGAGUGCAGCUGGUCUCCGGUCUUUCACUAAACCUUCACCUCAGCCCGGGAAGCAACCGGGCCAUGGUUGCCAAGACGACCACACAGGAGACCAUGCACAACCUUAAACAGGAGGCCGUGGUUGGCUGCUGGCUACAGUUCAGCGAUGGCUCCCGGACCCCUCUCGAUCUGUACGAUCCUAGUGGGUAUUUUCUUACCAUCACUUCACUGGACACACGCGUAGUGUCCGUACGGCAGAUUUCGGAUUCUGUCUUUGUUGUCGUUGCGGAGGCAGAGGGACAGGGCCUACUGCUCAGAGCGGAGCUCGCCAUCUGUGAGGCGUGUCAGAAAUCCAAACGAAAGAGCAAAUUAGCUGUGGGCGGAGGCAAUGUGAUGAUCAAAUUCCCAAUGGAUGAGCAACUCGCAGGAAAUGGCAAGAAAGUCAAUAAUGCUGGACUGGAGAAUGACCAUUUCAGUAACUCUAAACUAAUCCCUACAUCUCCUUUCAAACUUGUGAGAAUCCUCAAAAACACUCUUCAGCAUGCUGGUUUCCAAGAAACCACUACUAGUGAGAUCAAAGCGGUAACAAAGUUUAACUUGCAAGAGGCAAUGGGGGGUGCAUUUUCCACCAUUAAGUCAAUAAACAGCAUGGAGAAGACUCCCGUUACCAAGCCCGUUGCAGACAAAGCUCUUGUAACCAUAGCCCCCAGAAAUGCAGAAAAAAAUGCUUAUGGAAACCUGGUAAAGAACUCCGAUUCCCCUGUGCAAGUAGAGGAACCCAAGCAGGAAGUGGAAAGCGAUCUGAUUCAGAUAUUCGGCAUGUUCGCUGACAUAGAGGUCUGCAUCUACGCAUCGAUCGGAGUCUUGUGCUUGGCCAUGAUAGCCGUCUUGCUUAACUGUGCCACGCACAAUUCAAGAUCACGCACAAAGAAAUCUCCAGUUCAGAGCCAGACCCAAGCUGAACACAAGCAUCACUGGGUGAGGGUGGGCACUGCUACAGAGCAAUGCAGAGCUGCGCCAAUCGCAACCACCUGCAAGCAGGAGAUGCACACAGCUGUGGAGAUGCCAAGAGCCGUUCAGAUGCAAAAUAGCACAGAGCUUCCCAGAGGAACUGAAAUGAUCCAGUCACGAGACACACCAGGCAUCACAGGUGAGGAAAGGACUGCCACUUUGGGAAGAAGAACCAACACUCUUCCACUAAGGCGUGAUCCUAUGGCUUUCAGAUCAGCCACUCUUCUUGCGAAGCCCAUUCGCAGUGAACCUCUACAUUCUCCCACAAGCAAGAGGAAUCAAGUCCAGUUCACGACCUUCACUACUCUGGAUAUUAAACAUCUAGCGGCUCUCAAGAAGAGUGGUCAGGACUUUGGCUGGGCUAACCAGGCAGGUAAAGUUAGUCAGGAUACCAGUAAUGGUCAGGUUGAGAGAACCAAUCGUGUGAACAUAUGUAGUCAUGAGGAAGCAGUGGGCUCUAAAGGGUUUCUUCCUGAAGGUCCGUGGCCUGUCGCUACACCAGUCUCCCAAGUGUGAUGCUGUAUUUGUGUAGCGAAUGUGUGAAACAAAACGUGCAUUACGCCGAUCCUUCUCACAUUUUUAACUUUUACUGCUUUUGUAUAAUAUACAAUAUGCGUAUUUGUAUACGUUUUACAAUUUUUGCAUUUGGCAGUUGCUUUUAUCCAAAGCAACUUACACAUUUUUAUCAGUAUGUGUGUUCCCUGGGUUUGAACCCAUGACUUUUUGCACUGCUAAUGCAAUGCUCUGCCACUGAGCUAUACCGACUAAAAUGCAUGGUUGAGCUGCCUUAAUUGAAAAACAUCUUGCACUGACAUAUCUUAACAUAUAUCAGUGCUGUAGUUUUGUUUCAAGAUGUUCACCAGUAUUGUUUUUUGUAAGUUAUGUUUGUAAAAUCUCCUGAAAUGUCCUAAGACCUAGUCCUGGAUUAACCUAAACCUUUUCUGGGAAACCACCCCAAGUUGUUUUUCACUUAAACAUAUAGGUUGAAAAAACUACCAAUUGAAGUAUUUUUUUAAGUUGAUCCAACUUUUUACAGGGUGGGUACUGUAUGUUGUAUGAAUAUUUGUCAGAUGAAGUUAUUAGAUCAUGACAUGUAUUUAACUCUUUCCCCACCAGUUAUCUGUCAAUUAAGAAAAAAACAUUUGCAUGAAAAAAACAUGUCCCUGAUGACUUUUCAU